GCGGAAGGCAAAGGUUUUUUUUUUUUUUACCUUUUAAAGGCGCUCUCAAAGCCGAGAGUCGCUGUGUGGAAACAGGAGAGAAGCCGAGAUGUUUUAAUUGCUAACGAGAGCUAGCAGCUACGUUAGCCGCCGAGCGAACACUAGUUGAAAUCUCCACCGACUGAACAAACCUGCCCCCCCUCAAGGAAUGAUGUAGAAGGCGUAACGUCCCUCAGCGAUGCUUUGAAGGGGGCUUCUGCUCAGGCGGUGACACGACAACUAUGAAUCAUGGCGUCAGGGGCAGCAGACACCCCGGUAACCCUGGUCAUCAAGACCCCCGACCAGAAGUAUGAAGACCACACCGUCAACUGCUUCCUGAGCUGGACGGUGGAGAAGCUGAAGAGUCAUAUCGCCAACGUAUACCCCGGCAAGCCUCGCUCCAGAGAUCAGCGGCUGGUGUACUUGGGAAAUCUCCUGGAGGACCACCUCCAUCUCCGAGAUGUGCUGCGCCAGCAUAACGAGCACCACGUGUUGCAUCUGGUGUACAACUUUUGCACUCAGCCGGACUCACAUGGACCUAGUAGUGUCUCCAUGCUCAACGCCGGCGUGAGUAUCACGCCCCCCGUUGUCUCCGCCACGUGUCAACUUCUGAUUGCUCCUCUCAUCUUUGUUAAGAAUUCAAAAACUGCAACGUCGGCGCUUCCUGACACUUCCCUUCCGGAAGGUCCAGAUGGGCUCAGGCGUCGAGGCGCCAUCCUCAACUUUAACCCUCGCAGCCCUGCCGGCAUACCUCAAUGGCCUCAAGGAGGAGCCCGGUUGCCUUUGCAAGGUGCCCAGAUGUUGAUGCCCAUGCAGAUGUGGUGGUGGCAGCAGAUCUAUGCACGACACUACUACAUGCAGUAUCAAGCGGCGGUGGCGGCCUUUCAGCCUCCAAGCUUCCCCGCUGCCACCUCGCAGCCACCGCCGCCUCCCCGGCCUAAUGAAACCGCGCGCCCCCCGCUGGCGCCCGUCCGGGCCGCCGACCCCGUGCCGGAGAACCUGGUGCCACCUGCCGCGGCGGAUGCCAACAUCCAGAUGAACGCGCAGGCCGGGGGGGACGUGCUGAACGAGGACGGGCUGAACCGUGAUUGGCUGGACUGGCUGUACGCGCUGUUCCGAGUCUGCGUCCUGCUCAGCUUCGUCUACUUCUACUCCACCUUCGGCCGCUUGGUCGUGGUCGCGGGCGCCAUGAUGCUGGUUUAUCUGCACCAGGUGGGCUGGUUUCCCUUCAGGACGCUGGAGCAGCAGCAGCCGCAGCCGCAGCCACCGGACUUUCAGGAUCCUGAGCAAAUCCAAGCUCGGGAGGAAGCUGAGAUGCAGCGGGGCUUACGGGAAUUGGAGCGAGUGAUGGACCACGGCAUGGAGGAAGCCGAGCGAGAGGACCGCGGCUUGCUCACCGCGGCGUGGUCCUUCGUCAGCACCUUCUUCGCCUCCCUCGUUCCGGAGGGCUGGCCCCAGCAACCUCCCGAUUUCCCCCCUGGGCUGCGUCCUCGUUAGUCCUCCACAGGCCUAAACUAGUGAACCCAUGUAGAUUUUUUUUUUUACUGUGGCUCUUCGAUAAAGUCUGACAAAGAACGUUUUGGAAAUACUGUACAGUAAUUAUGAAUAGAUGCAUAAUAACACAAAAGGGAGCGAGCAACCUUCCGAUAGGAAAGAGGGCAAAGGUGAAUGUUUGACAAUGUGCAUCAUGAUGGUGUGGUUUGUCUAUUUAACAAUUCAUACGCAAGAUAUUACUUUGAUCUCAUGGCUACACUUAUUCUUUUUUUGGAGAAUAAAAAGCUUUCCGUCUGUUCAA
Syngnathoides biaculeatus (alligator pipefish) is the source of this 1813-nucleotide messenger RNA. It is a transcript of the gene herpud2, whose product is annotated as HERPUD family member 2. Gene Ontology annotation, molecular function: protein binding. The coding region runs from base 268 to 1515 and encodes 415 amino acids. NCBI's taxonomy places the organism in Eukaryota, Metazoa, Chordata, Actinopteri, Syngnathiformes, Syngnathidae. The transcript is spliced from 8 exons. Gene Ontology annotation, biological process: endoplasmic reticulum unfolded protein response. The record is from RefSeq and is a predicted model, not a curated record.